Molecule: messenger RNA, 624 nt
Organism: Echinostoma caproni
Lineage: Eukaryota; Metazoa; Platyhelminthes; Trematoda; Plagiorchiida; Echinostomatidae
Source: the annotation of a GenBank genome assembly
AUGGUGAAAGUCUAUACUUGUUCUCGUGCUAAAAGGGCAAAUACAUCUCGCAACGGUGGUAUAGAGGUUGUCGAACCAGGCGAUCCCAGUUGGCGUGCAUCGACCGCAUUCGAUAGCGAGUACACCUGUGAUUUCUGUCUGGGUGACGAGCGGUUGAAUAAAAAGACCGGCCGACCGGAAGGCAUGCUUCGAUGCUCGGACUGUGGGCGUUGUGCACAUUUCUUUUGUCUCCAGUUCACCACUAACAUGAUUGCCUCAGUGAAAACCUAUCGCUGGCAGUGCAUCGAGUGCAAAACAUGUUGGCUCUGUGGCACUUCGGAAAAUGAUGAACAGAUGCUGUUUUGUGAUGACUGUGAUCGUGGAUAUCAUAUGUACUGUCUCUCCCCGCCCUUAUCCGAGCCGCCUGAGGGUAGCUGGAGCUGCAAAUUAUGCGUCGAACAUUUCCAAGAGUCCGCAGCCUCUAAUCAAAAUCCUCCUGACUCGAUGCCUAAGAGCAUGAAAACCACGGAGUCGCAUGAUCACGGCACAGACAGCGAUAGGUGUACCCUCCUACCGGUUAUGACGUUGAACAAUGGAUUACCAGCAUCAGUACCACCACUACCGCCCUCAGGAAUGCAAUCGUAA